AAAAAGUAACAAAACGACGGAUCUUGGUGCUGCUCAUGGUGCUUCCGAGUCGCACACCCUUCGUCGCUCGCGUCCCGACAACCCUUCCGUAACAUCGCAGCCGGUUCGUCGACGCGAUCGAUGGCGAUGACGAUGGCUCUGUCUCCACCCGAUCAGGUCCGAAUCUGAAAGAGUCGAGAAAUUUUGCUUUUAUCUUCCUGUUGUUGCGUCCGAUUUGCUUGGUUUGCCGCUAUCGAUUCGGCAACGCUGUGCCGCGAUCGAUCGAUAGAUCGAGCGGCCCGUUUGGAUUGCGAUCGGUGAUUGGCAGUGCCUAGGGUUUCUGGCGAUUCGCUGACGCGUGCUAGCGCGCCUCGCCUGGUGCUCUCUCAGUGGAUUCGGUUGAACGAGGUUGAGACUUUUGAGCCACGCGGGGUUUGUUCGCUUGAUCUUGAUUAGGGAGUGGGGCGAGUGAGGUUUUUGAGCGGGGAUCGGAGAUAGUGUAUUUUUACUCUUGGAGGUGAGACGAAGAUGCAAUCGAAAAAUCCUCGGGACUGUGAGAUAUUAUCUCCGCUGGGGAAAUCCAUAAAAGUAAAGCCUGCUGUGGGUGCUGAACUGCACGCUGUUUCGCAACAUGGUGGUCUGGAUGGAUCGCACGGAGGCGAUGAUCGGAGGAGUUUGAACUCUACGGGAUUGGAUGAGCCUUCAGGGGAUGGGGGAAGAAGUUCGCCAGAAAGAAGGGGUUCUUAUUUGCCCUCACAUGGUGCUAGAGAUGGUCGGGUCAAUUCGAGAUUGGCGACGUCGGGACAUAUCAAGAAAAGGUCUUCCAAUGAUGUGGUUAAACAAAGGGAACUUGAAUUGGGUGAGUUCAUUGGGGAUUCUGAUGCUGACACAGAUGAUAGUAGACUGAUGCAUGGACAAUCUAAUGAUUAUGCGUCUCGUAGAUUCAUAGAGGGAAGAGAGUGUAGUCAGAGUAAGAUCCUACCCGCUGCUCGGGAAUAUGCGAUGGUGGAUAGAAAACCAGUAGCAACGAAAGAUGGUGUUGUAGGGGAGCCUUAUUGUGAACUUUGUGCGAUGGAGGCAGCAUUACAGGACACUAAUAUGCGCCGGUAUGAAAGUGAAAGAUAUGGCUGCCAAGAUCGCAUUCACUUUAAUAAGUUGCGACAUCUUAAACCUCACCAGCAAAGUGAUGCAAGAUUUCAUUCAAGAGCUGUUGCUCGCGCAGCUGUGCCUGUGGCUUAUUCUAAACAAUCAAGUUAUCACAAUGAUUAUGGGAGGUCGUCAGGCAGUCAUUCACGGAGAGAACUUGUGUACUCUCAUGGGUUUAGAGAACCCUUGAAAUUUAUUAAUAAAAAUUCAGAGAGGCAGAAAUAUGCAGAAACUUCAUAUGCAGGUGCCGAUUACCAGAGAAUGGUUACUGAUUCUGGAAGAGAUUCUGAUAUGGGACUGAGGAAUAUGCACAUCCACAGGCAGCAUGCUUAUGACACCCCCGGGGAUGAGCAGGACUAUUUUGAUGUCAAGCCACAAAGACUUGCUCAUGAGAUUGAUAAUUUGCAUGAGACGAUACCUAUUCAUGACCAAGUGAAUGAUCAAGCACAGUACAACCAUGGUGAAAUAAAUAAUCAUGCUAGAAAUAUGACAGGACCAAGUAUUGUUCGGGUUUCUGUAGACAAUGAUGAAGAAAAUGCCGAGGAUUAUAGGAACUUUGAGAGGAGAAGUGCAUGGAAUCAUGCUACCAUGGAGGAUUUAACUGUUCCGAAGAGUUUUAAAGCAUCAAAUGUUUCACAUCAAGGUUGGACACGCGCUGAUUAUGGAUCUACCCCCGCCAUUCAUAAGAGCAGAUCAUCGCAAGAGUCUGCCUUUUUACGUAUUGGCGUAAAGCAAGCUAAUCAGAUCUCAAAAGUUAGACCAGGAUAUGAUAUUAGAAGAGAUGAUGACUCAUUGAUCCCAAAAGAGAACUAUUUUGAUGCCCCCAUGUCCAAUUAUGAUGGAGGCACGCACAGAACUGCUACAAGAGUAAAGAGACUGAAAGUGGAAGAAGGCUGCAGUUACGAGUCUUAUAAUAGGAUACCAAAAAGAAAAAUGUAUGAUAUAGAGGAAGAUUUUGGUGGCUAUGCUCAUAGAGAUUCAAUGCCUGCAAACAGAAACAUAUGUGAGUUUGAGGAUCUAGAUAACAGCGAUGAGUUGGUUGAGGAAGAUUAUAGGACUGAGUUAUACUCAUCUAGUGGUGUAGCAUAUGAUUCUGACGAAGAGAGAUUGAGUGAAAUGGCAUAUUAUAGACAAAAGCAUCAUCAAGAUGAUGUUUCAGAUGAUUGUUGGUCGUACCAAAAUAGUUCGGAGCAUCAACAAGUGCAUCCAGGGAGAUUAUCUGAACAUGGACAUAGAUACUCGAAGAGUUAUCUUAAAUCUCAGCCUUUGAAACAGCACAAGUCACAACACAGUUACAAGAAGCGAUUUUUCAAAAACCAGAAAAUAAGGAAGAGAUAUGAUGAAUCCAAUGGGGGUCAGCAUUCAAAUGAUGGUGAUGGAUUUGAAGAAACAGAAAGUGCUGUAGUAUCCGAAUUUCCAGAGGAGUCGGAGGAAUUUGAGAAAUCAGUGCAUGAUGCCUUCUUAAGUUAUUCAAAAAAGCUUAACACUAACUCAAGGGUUCAAGGACGAUACCUGGCUCAAGGAAAAGCUGGAAGUUUAUUCUGUGUAGUAUGUGGCAGGAGCUCCUCCAAGGAGUUCCAAGGUACUCAGAACUUGGCAAAGCAUGCCCUCAUGUCUCGGAAAGUUGGGCUGAGAGCUCAGCAUCUUGGACUUCACAGGGCAAUCUGCGUUUUGCUUGGGUGGAGUCUUGUGACUGCAGACCCGAUAAAUUGGGUUCCUGAAGUGUUGCCUGAUGACAUAGCAUUGACUCAGAAGGAGGACUUGAUUUUGUGGCCUCCCCUUGUAGUCAUACACAACAUUUCUAUGGCAGUGGAUGAUCCUAAAGACCAGAGAGUAAUCCCAAGGGAAAGGGUCGAAACAUUUCUGAGAGGUAAAGGUUUUGCAGAGGGUAAAAUGGUGGUUUGUCUCGGAAAGCCUGCAGACCAAAGUGUCAUUGUGGUGAAGUUCCUAAACACAUUCUCCGGACUUGGAAAUGCCGGGAAACUGCACGAGUAUUUUGCUGAGAACAAACGCGGGAGGGUUGAAUUUCAGAAGAGAACUACGGAUCAUGGCAAAGGCAAUGUCAGUGAAGUGCCAGGAUUGCAGGGAGAUGACCUAGAGGAGACACUUCUCUAUGGAUAUAUGGGGAUUGCUGAAGACUUGGACAAAAUCGAUUAUUAUGCUAAGAAGACCAGUUGGGUAAAGAGCAAGAAAGAGAUCUACGAUCUUGCAAAUGCGCCCGUCAAAUCCAAGGAGAAUUAAUCGUGACCGACCUAGCCCUCCAUGAUCGACGAACUUACGCGGCUUCAUUGAGUUGUACUGGAAUUAGAGUGCAUUUUAAAGGCUGGAUGAGGACCUUUUUCUAUUGCGAGAUAUGUGUAUGACGUUGAACUUUUAUUUUCUGAAACCAAAUAUCUUUAAUGCUUCUAAAGAUAAUGUACAGGUGCAAUGACCUCUUCUAGCUU
Rhodamnia argentea is the source of this 3569-nucleotide messenger RNA. RefSeq lists its product as uncharacterized. The transcript is spliced from 3 exons. NCBI's taxonomy places the organism in Eukaryota, Viridiplantae, Streptophyta, Magnoliopsida, Myrtales, Myrtaceae. Gene Ontology annotation, biological process: regulatory ncRNA-mediated gene silencing. Bases 508 to 3366 code for a protein of 952 amino acids. The record is from RefSeq and is a predicted model, not a curated record.